GUGGCCAUGUAAUAAGCCUCUUUAAAAUGGUGACAGACCCUUGACUCUUUGCCUUGAAUUACAUUGAUAAAAGACAUUUUAUUGCGUUAGUGCUGGGGCAGGAGUACAGGAUGGUUCUUGCCUGGUCGGCCUCUUUGAAACCACUUCAGCCCUGCUGUCCACACACCCCACCGCCUGACAAGGUUGGAGUGUGAUGGUGGUGGAGAUCUGUGGGCUGCUGACAGAAGGAGCUUUCUGCCCAGCAGUUGAAAGUUGAGGCUCUGAAAGCAAAAGGAUUUCAGCCUGAGGGGCUUAUUAGGGAGAGGGGAGCAUCUCUGUUCCUGGUGGACCUGAGGGACCUUGACCUGGGUGGCUCUGGGUCGGUCUCACGGCUGGGACUGCAUGGAAAUAGAGUGUCACUGGUAACUCAUUUCCCAGGCAGCCUUAGAUUCAGAACAGGAAACGACCCUGGGGACUCCCCUGUAGUGUGGGGGCCUCCUUGAUGCCUAUGUAGAGGGGAAAGGGGAUUAUGGCCCCCAUGCCCAGAGAGGCCAGGGCUCCACCAGCUGACACAGUGGACCUGCCCAGAGGGUGGAAAGGAUGGUGCGUUCUUGGUUUGAGGUGCUUGGAGGUGUCUGAUAACUUUGGGUAUUACCCCCAUUGAAUCCACAGAAUUAGUAAACCUGAGAACAGCCAGCAGCACCCACACUGUGGCUGGACUGGGGCCUCAUGAAUGACUGCAGAUUAUACAUGUGGGCAUCUCUCUCUCCCUCUUUCUCUCUCUCUCUUGUUAAUUCAGGAAAUUCUUUCCAGGUUGGUCAGCGGGAUAAAUGAAGGAUUCAAAAUUGGGUAAAAUGUCAGGAAAAUAACUCUGAAGCCAAGAAAAUAGGCCUCCAGUAAAUAGGCUGUGCCUGCCUCUCCUUUGUUGUGUGGGGCUCUGUCAGAGAGGUUAGGGUCGAGGCAGGAGCUCAGAGGAGGAAGGUGCUGAGGGACUGAGCAGACGGCAGCAGAAGUUGGAGGAGCCUGUGGGCGGGCAGAGGCCUGUUUCUGAAAGAAGAACUUGCUGCUGUGGGACGAGGCCUGGCCUCGCAGCCCCAGAGCUCUCCUUGAUUCAAUCUCACCUCAGGCGAGAGGGCAGCCUAGUUUUGUUCCUGAAGAAAUGUCAGAGCCUGACCUGCUAGACCAUUUUUUUUUUUUAAGUUUGUAGAGCUUUGAAGCCUUAAAUUAGUUCUCAUAAUUUCCGAGCAGUUCUGUAUUAACCAUAAGACAUAAUAGGUUUUAAUUCUGGAAAAUGGCCAGUUCUGGUUCUAAGAAUCUGUUGGCCAAGAUGGUCACAGAGUGUUAGGCCUGUAGCGUGCGCCUCCCCUGCUUCUCCGGACGCUCACACGUCACUUUAUAGUCCCAGGAAGGCAAGUGGUUACCUAUAAGCUGCUGUAGGACUAUGCCCAGACACUCUGCCUCAGCCCACCUGGAGGGCUUCCAAGGUGAGCGGUGAGGAGGGCAAAGCUUGGUCCCCAAGAAGGUGGGCAGGACUCUGAGUUCCAGCCCUGCCCUCACUACCUGCUGCAGGAUGCCUCUGAGAUCUUCCAUCACCUGGGCAGGUGAAGAGAACACCUUCCCUCAUCCCACAGGGUGACUGGGAGUCAGAAUGUGAGGAGAAGGCUUUGGGAAGAAGAUAAAGUCCUUCACGGGCCGGGAUGUAGUUUCUUAAGAAGGACCAGUCUUGGAGGCCUAACAGGGCCUUCCUGGGGAUACCCAUACUUCUGGGCCGUUUUCCUUUGAAGGGCUGCACACAGCAGUCCAAAAACUUGUUCCAGCUCUCUGGGCCUGCUCACAUCUACUAACCACGCCUCUCCCAUCCAGCAGCACCACUGCCCGCACCCCACCGACUUCCUCCUUCGCAAGGCCCUGGAACGCCUGAAAACAUUAGGGGUCUUCUUAUAAACUUCUGCACUGGAGGGGCCUCUCCUCCCCUCGUUCUGCACACGGAGCUCUAAUCCCCACGCCCGGGAUGAGUGCAGAAUAUGCCCCGCAGGGUAUUUGUAAAGAUGAGCCCAGCAGCUACACAUGUACAACUUGCAAACAGCCAUUCACCAGUGCAUGGUUUCUCUUGCAACACGCACAGAACACUCAUGGAUUAAGAAUCUACUUAGAAAGCGAACACGGAAGUCCCCUGACCCCGCGGGUUGGUAUCCCUUCAGGACUAGGUGCAGAAUGUCCUUCCCAGCCACCUCUCCAUGGGAUUCAUAUUGCAGACAAUAACCCCUUUAACCUGCUAAGAAUACCAGGAUCAGUAUCGAGAGAGGCUUCCGGCCUGGCAGAAGGGCGCUUUCCACCCACUCCCCCCCUGUUUAGCCCACCACCAAGACAUCACUUGGACCCCCACCGCAUAGAGCGCCUGGGGGCGGAAGAGAUGGCCCUGGCCACCCAUCACCCGAGUGCCUUUGACAGGGUGCUGCGGUUGAAUCCAAUGGCUAUGGAGCCUCCCGCCAUGGAUUUCUCUAGGAGACUUAGAGAGCUGGCAGGGAACACGUCUAGCCCACCGCUGUCCCCAGGCCGGCCCAGCCCUAUGCAAAGGUUACUGCAACCAUUCCAGCCAGGUAGCAAGCCGCCCUUCCUGGCGACGCCCCCCCUCCCUCCUCUGCAAUCCGCCCCUCCUCCCUCCCAGCCCCCGGUCAAGUCCAAGUCAUGCGAGUUCUGCGGCAAGACGUUCAAAUUUCAGAGCAACUUGGUGGUGCACCGGCGCAGCCACACAGGCGAGAAGCCCUACAAGUGCAACCUGUGCGACCACGCGUGCACGCAGGCCAGCAAGCUGAAGCGCCACAUGAAGACGCACAUGCACAAAUCGUCCCCCAUGACGGUCAAGUCCGACGACGGCCUCUCCACCGCCAGCUCCCCGGAACCCGGCACCAGCGACCUGGUGGGCAGCGCCAGCAGCGCGCUCAAGUCUGUGGUGGCCAAGUUCAAGAGCGAGAACGACCCCAACCUGAUCCCGGAGAACGGGGACGAGGAGGAAGAGGAGGACGACGAGGAAGAGGAAGAAGAGGAGGAAGAGGAGGAGGAGGAGCUGACAGAGAGCGAGAGGGUGGACUACGGCUUCGGGCUGAGCCUGGAGGCGGCGCGCCACCACGAGAACAGCUCGCGGGGCGCCGUGGUGGGCGUGGGCGACGAGGGCCGCGCCCUGCCCGACGUCAUGCAGGGCAUGGUGCUCAGCUCCAUGCAGCACUUCAGCGAGGCCUUCCACCAGGUCCUGGGCGAGAAGCAUAAGCGCGGCCACCUGGCCGAGGCCGAGGGCCACAGGGACACUUGCGACGAAGACUCGGUGGCCGGCGAGUCGGACCGCAUAGACGAUGGCACUGUUAACGGCCGCGGCUGCUCCCCGGGCGAGUCGGCCUCGGGGGGCCUGUCCAAAAAGCUGCUGCUGGGCAGCCCCAGCUCGCUGAGCCCCUUCUCCAAGCGCAUCAAGCUCGAGAAGGAGUUCGACCUGCCCCCGGCCGCGAUGCCCAACACGGAGAACGUGUACUCGCAGUGGCUUGCCGGCUACGCGGCCUCUAGGCAGCUCAAAGAUCCCUUCCUUAGCUUCGGAGACUCCAGACAAUCGCCUUUCGCCUCCUCGUCGGAACACUCCUCGGAGAACGGGAGCUUGCGCUUCUCCACGCCGCCCGGGGAGCUGGACGGAGGGAUCUCGGGGCGCAGCGGCACGGGAAGUGGAGGGAGCACGCCCCAUAUUAGUGGUCCGGGCCCGGGCAGGCCCAGCUCAAAAGAGGGCAGACGCAGCGACACUUGUGAGUACUGUGGGAAAGUCUUCAAGAACUGUAGCAAUCUCACUGUCCACAGGAGAAGCCACACGGGCGAAAGGCCUUAUAAAUGCGAGCUGUGCAACUAUGCCUGUGCCCAGAGUAGCAAGCUCACCAGGCACAUGAAAACGCAUGGCCAGGUGGGGAAGGACGUUUACAAAUGUGAAAUUUGUAAGAUGCCUUUUAGCGUGUACAGUACCCUGGAGAAACACAUGAAAAAAUGGCACAGUGAUCGAGUGUUGAAUAAUGAUAUAAAAACUGAAUAGAGGUAUAUUAAUACCCCUCCCUCACUCCCACUUGACACCUCCUUUUUUCACCACCCCCCUCCUUUUCCCCAUGGCCCUCCAGCCCCACUCCCUAUAGGAUUUUUUUCUAGUCCCAUGUGACUUAAACAAACAAACAAACAGAAGUAACGGAAGCUAAGAAUAUAUGAGAGUGCUUGUCACCAGCACACCUGUUUUUUUUUUUUUCUUUUUCUUUUUUCUUUUUCUUUUUUUCCUUUAUGUUCUCACCGUUUGAAUGCAUGAUCUGUAUGGGGCAAUACUAUUGCAUUUUACGCAAACUUUGAGCCUUUCUCUUGUGCAAUAAUUUACAUGUUGUGUAUGUUUUUUUUUUAAACUUAGACAGCAUGUAUGGUAUGUUAUGGCUAUUUUAAAUUGUCCCCAAUUCGUUGCUGAGAAAACAUGUUGCUGUUUCCAGUUCCGUUCUGAGAGAAAAAGAGAGAGAGAGAGAAAAAGACCAUGCUGCAUACAUUCUGUAAUACAUAUCAUGUACAGUUUUCUUUAAUAACGUGACGAGGAAAAACAGUCUUUGGAUUAACCCUCUAUAGACAGAAUGGAUGGCACUGAAAGAAAAUCUCUACAAGCUAAAUGUCUGUCUCUAAAGGGUUAAGCGUAUCAAUUGGAGAGGAAGAAAAGGCCUUGAAUUGACAAAUUAACAGAAAAACAAAACAAGUUUAUUCUAUCAUUUGGUUUUAAAAUAUGAGUGCCUUGGAUCUAUUAAAACCACAUUGAUGGUUCUACUUGUUAUAAACUUGUAGCUUAAUUCAGCAUUGGGUGAGGUAAUAAACCUUAGGACCUAGCGUAUAAUUCUAUAUUGUGUUUCUCACAACAAUGGCUACCUAAAAAUAUGACCCAUUAUGUCCUAGUUAAUCAUCAUUUUCCCUUUCGUUUAAUCUUGUAAGCAAAACUGAUUAUACCAGUAUAAAAGCUAUUUUGCUCCUGGUGAGAGCUUAAAAGAAAUGGGCUGUUUUGCCCAAAGUUUUAUUUUUUUUUAAAUGAUGAUUUAAUUGAAUGUGCAACGUGCAAAACCCCUGGAACAUGAUUAAUUACGUUAGUAAGGAAUUCAUUUUAUGAAGAUAACUUGUUUUAAAUAACAUCUUUUGAAAAAAAUUCUGGCACCAAAAGAAAUAGAUCCAGAUCUACUUGGUUGUCAAACGGACAAUCAAAUGAUAAACUUUAAGAUCGUAUAGCAUAUUUAAGAGAAGAGACUGACAAUAAGGUUUGACCGAGGGUAACAGAGGAAAAAAAUGUGUGAUUUAUUAGCACAACAUGGUACUAUUUGCCAUUUUAAACUAGAACAGGUGUAUAAGCUAAUAUUGAUACAAUGAUGAUUAACUAUGAAUUCUUAAGACUUGCGUUUAAAUGUGACAUUCUUAAAAAAGAGAAAGAAUUUUAAGAGUAGCAGUAUAUAUGUCUGUGCUCCCUAAAAGUUGUACUUCAUUUCUUUUCCAUACACUGUGUGCUAUUUGUGUUAACAUGGAAGAGGAUUCAUUGUUUUUAUUUUAUUUUUUUAAUUUUUUCUUUUUUAUUAAGCUAGCAUCUGCCCCAGUUGGUGUUCAAAUAGCACUUGACUCUGCCUGUAAUAUCUGUAUCUUUUCUCUAAUCAGAGAUACAGAGGUUGAGUAUAAAAUAAACCUGCUCAGAUAGGACAAUUAAGUGCACUGUACAAUUUUCCCAGUUUACAGGUCUAUACUUAAGGGAAAAGUUGCAAGAAUGCUGAAAAAAAAAUAAUUUGAACACAAUCUCAUUGAUGAGCAUUUAAAAAAAAAAAAAAACUAAAAAAACCUUUGCCAGCCAUUUACUUGACUAAUACUUACUUGGACUCAACAUUGCAAGCGCUGUGAAUGGAAAACAGAAUACACUUAACAUAGAAAUGAAUGAUUGCUUUCGCUUCUACAGUGCAAGGAUUUUUUUGUACAAAACUUUUUUAAAUAUAAAUGUUAAGAAAAAAUUUUUUAAAAAAACACUUCAUUAUGUUUAGGGGGGAACUGCAUUUUAGGGUUCCAUUGUCUUGGUGGUGUUACAAGACUUGUUAUCCAUUUUAAAAUGGUAGUGGAAAUUCUAUGCCUUGGAUACACACCGCUCUUCAGGUUGUAAAAAAACAUACAUUGGGGAAAGGUUUAAGAUUAUAUAGUACUUAAAUAUAGGAAAAUGCACACUCAUGUUGAUUCCUAUGCUAAAACACAUUUAUGGUCUUUUUUCUGUAUUUCUAGAAUGGUAUUUGAAUUAAAUGUUCAUCUAGUGUUAGGCACUAUAGUAUUUAUAUUGAAGCUUGUAUUUUUAACUGUUGCUUGUUCUCUUAAAAGGUAUCAAUGUACCUUUUUUGGUAGUGGAAAAAAAAAGACAGGCUGCCACAGUAUAUUUUUUUAAUUUGGCAGGAUAAUAUAGUGCAAAUUAUUUGUAUGCUUCAAAAAAAAAAAAAAAAGAGAGAGAAACAAAAAAGUGUGACAUUGUACAGAUGAGAAGCCAUAUAAUGGCAGUUUGGGGGAGCCUGCUAGAAUGUCACACGGAUGGCUGUCAUAGGGGUUGUACAUAUCCUUUUUCGUUCCUUUUUCCUGCUGCCAUACUGUAUGCAGUACUGCAAGCUAAUAACGUUGGUUUGUUAUGUAGUGUGCUUUUUGUCCCUUUCCUUCUAUCACCCUACAUUCCAGCAUCUUACCUUCAUAUGCAGUAAAAGAAAGAAAGAAAAAAAAGGAAAAAAAAAAACACCAAUGUUUUGCAGUUUUUUUCAUUGCCAAAAACUAAAUGGUGCUUUAUAUUUAGAUUGGAAAGAAUUUCAUAUGCAAAGCAUAUUAAAGAGAAAGCCCGCUUUAGUCAAUACUUUUUUGUAAAUGGCAAUGCAGAAUAUUUUGUUAUUGGCCUUUUCUAUUCCUGUAAUGAAAGCUGUUUGUCGUAACUUGAAAUUUUAUCUUUUACUAUGGGAGUCACUAUUUAUUAUUGCUUAUGUGCCCUGUUCAAAACAGAGGCACUUAAUUUGAUCUUUUAUUUUUCUUUGUUUUUAUUUUUUUUUAUUUGGAUGACCAAAGGUCAUUACAACCUGGCUUUUUAUUGUAUUUGUUUCUGGUCUUUGUUAAGUUCUAUUGGAAAAACCACUGUCUGUGUUUUUUUGGCAGUUGUCUGCAUUAACCUGUUCAUACACCCAUUUUGUCCCUUUAUUGAAAAAAAUAAAAAAAAUUAAAGUACACAA
Molecule: messenger RNA, 7244 nt
Organism: Camelus dromedarius (Arabian camel)
Lineage: Eukaryota; Metazoa; Chordata; Mammalia; Artiodactyla; Camelidae
Gene: BCL11A
Product: BCL11 transcription factor A
Exons: 3
Coding region: 1991-4042 (683 amino acids)
Biological process (GO): negative regulation of dendrite development; regulation of transcription by RNA polymerase II
Cellular component (GO): nucleus
Molecular function (GO): RNA polymerase II cis-regulatory region sequence-specific DNA binding; DNA-binding transcription factor activity
Source: RefSeq, a predicted model, not a curated record